ACGUCGCUCCAGUGGGAUGGGAGCUUGCUGUUGGAGCGCGAGCGCUUUUCACAUACCAACAGGGUGAGAGAAUAGAGCGAACGCACGGCAGUGUCAACCAUGGUCAGCGCUUUGAGAGAACACUGUGGAAUCAACCGGGAGGGACAACAUCCAAAACAUGGAACGCGACUGAGCAACAUUGUAUCUUUCCUGGCUGUCUGAAGUUAUUUUUCUGCUCAAUCACUGAAGAAGAGGAGGAAGGUUGUCGUUUACGAAUUGGAUUCCAGAGCACUAGGAACACCCCUGUCUCGCACAUCCUCUCUUACUCUCUCUCUUUCUCUCUCUGUCUUUUUUCGGGUCUCCCCAUAUUCGCAUUGAAAAGUCACAGAGUUGAAAGGAUAUUUCGGUUUAUUGGAAUUAUAGCUGCUCUGAAGAUCGUUUUCUGGGAACAUUGUCUUGGAUGAGAACCUGUGAGCAUCAUGAGUAGCAGUGCCUAUCAGCAGGGCUCUUUGGAUGGUGAGCGGAGCUCUGGACCAAUCCGGUGCCAGCGUUGUCGGGAGGUGUGUAAGGGAGAGGUGGUGCGCGUUCUGGACACACACUUCCAUGUCAAGUGUUUCACCUGCACAGUGUGUGGGUGUGACCUGGCUAGAUCUGGGUUCUUUCAGAAGAGUGGUGAGUACAUCUGUACGUCAGAUUACCAGCGUCUGUACGGGACGCGCUGUGACCGCUGUGAUGGAUUCAUCACCGGGGAGGUGGUCUCCGCUCUGGGGAGGACAUACCACCCUACCUGCUUCGUCUGCAGUGUCUGCAGGAAGCCGUUCCCUAUCGGAGACAGAGUGACGUUCAGUGGGAAGGACUGUGUGUGUCAGCAGUGUUCUCACACACUCGUCACCUCCAACGAACCAAUCAAGAUCCAUGGACCCAGCCACUGUUCAGGGUGUGGAGAGGAUAUAAAACAGGGACAGUCUCUGCUGGCGUUGGAGAAACAGUGGCAUGUCAGCUGCUUCAAGUGUCACACCUGCAACAUGGUCCUCACUGGAGAGUACAUCAGCAAGGACAACGUGCCGUACUGUGAGUCUGAUUACCACGCCCAGUUUGGGAUUAAGUGUGAGACGUGUAGCAGAUACAUCAGUGGACGGGUACUGGAGGCGGGAGGUAAGCACUACCACCCUACCUGUGCCCGCUGUGCCCGAUGUCACAUGAUGUUCACAGAGGGAGAAGAAAUGUACCUGCAUGGUGGUGAGGUGUGGCACCCUUUGUGUAAGCAGGCAGCCAGCGCAGAGAGAAGACACAGGCACAGACGUCUGUCAGAGACCUCCAUCUCUCCACCGGGCUCGUCUAUUGGCUCUCCCAGCCGCGUCAUCUGUGCCAGGGUGGAGAAUGAGAUGCUAGACUAUAAGGACUUGGCCGCGCUGCCUAAGGUCAAGGCCAUAUAUGAGGUCCAGCCGCCUGACCUUAUAUCAUCCUACCAGCAACAGAAUCAUCCUACCAUAUCAUCCUACCAGCAACAGAAUUAUCCUACCAUAUCAUCCUACCAGGAACAUAAUCAUCUUACCAUAUCAUCCUACCAGCAACAGAAUCAUCCUAUCAUAUCAUCCUACCAGCCCUACCCCUCAGCUGACAUAGAGACCUUCAGCUACAGAGAGUCACUUGGGACUCUCUAUUCUCAGAAGCUGUAUGACAGUAUAGACAUGACACAGAGACAGUGUUCCAGCCACGGCUACAUGAACUCUCCCUCCUUCAGCCGUCAAGCCAUGUCUCCCAUCACGCCUCGCUCGCCGCAGCACUAUGGACACCCCGUGCUGGCUGCAGGUUCUGAGAGUGGCAGGAGCUCGCCCUAUUACGGCACGCUGGAGGGGCGGCCUAGUACACCUACCAUAUACCACGCCCCCAAACAUUUCCAUAUACCAGGCUCAGGCGAACCCAACAUCUACAGCAAACCUCCCAUCUAUAAGAGAACGGACAAUCUCCCAGCCACCAAAAGCAGGACCAGCGAAGAUCUAAUCAAAUCCUCCAGACUCUCGACCUACUCUCCAGAACCCUACACACAGUCAGAGUCUAACUACUGCCCUUAUCCCAGCUCCCCUAAAGUUCUCCGUGCUCCUAGAAGAAGGUACUCUACAGGAGGAGAUGAAGAGAGCUGGAGUCACAGCAGUCUUCAAAGAAUCCAGAGUGGUAUAGGGAGGAUGAUCCUAAAGGAGGAGAUGAAAGCUAGAUCUGGUUGCUAUGACAAUGACCCUUGGGGCAGCGCUCGGAACUCCCGCAGCAGCAGCAAGGAGACUCUCACCACUACUAGCUACAACAGCACCGGCUACAACAACACUGUCAAUGGCUCUCCUCGAUCCAAUUACAGCCUAGACAGUGAUUCGUACAAGUCAGCCUCUCUACCAGGAUACAGGCGGAACGGUGUCAACAGGCCCCAGAGUGCAGCCCCAGACUACUACCAACAGUAUGACAGCAGCAGUGACGUCAACUGGGGAACCAGAGAAUACAAGGUUUACCCGUAUGAAGCGCUGAUUGUGACCACCAGAGGGCGAAACAGACUGCCUAAAGAUGUAGACAGAGACAGACUAGAGCGUCAUCUGAGUCCCGAGGAGUUCCUCAAGGUGUUUGGGAAGACCGUGGCAGAGUUUGACCAGCUGGCUCUCUGGAAGAGGAACGAAAUGAAGAAACAGGCCCGACUCUUCUAACGGAGAGAGAGAGAGAGAGAGAGAGAGAGAGAGAGAGAGAGAGAGAGAGAGAGAGAGAGAGA
Molecule: messenger RNA, 2731 nt
Organism: Coregonus clupeaformis (lake whitefish)
Lineage: Eukaryota; Metazoa; Chordata; Actinopteri; Salmoniformes; Salmonidae
Product: actin-binding LIM protein 3-like
Exons: 23
Coding region: 459-2669 (736 amino acids)
Biological process (GO): cytoskeleton organization; lamellipodium assembly; cilium assembly
Cellular component (GO): stress fiber; actin cytoskeleton
Molecular function (GO): actin filament binding
Source: RefSeq, a predicted model, not a curated record